Messenger RNA from Ruditapes philippinarum (Manila clam), 6409 nucleotides. Its product is annotated as synaptogenesis protein syg-2-like. Gene Ontology annotation, molecular function: protein binding. The record is from RefSeq and is a predicted model, not a curated record. The coding region runs from base 11 to 3445 and encodes 1144 amino acids. Lineage: Eukaryota; Metazoa; Mollusca; Bivalvia; Venerida; Veneridae. The transcript is spliced from 14 exons.
UGUUGACAGCAUGUUUGUGUUUUGUUUUGGGAUAUUUUUCUUCUUGAAAGUUUCAGGACAAAGUACAAGCCUUGCCAUUGCUCCCAAAGUUGUUGAUGAAGGAAGUCCUCAGACACUUACAUGUAUGUACAGUGGUAGUGAGACAGUAGCAUCAGUAUCCUGGUUCGCUAAUGACAUAACUCAAGGAAAUUUGAGAGUUAAUGGACUUUGUACCAAACUAUUUUGGAGACAUGAGAAUCUUCAUAGUUGGUCAUGUGAUGUCAGCAGAAGAACGUUUAAGCUUACUAUAUUGAGUGUAACAAGAAAUAACAGGAGCGACAUAUGGCAAUGUGAUAUUGCAUUGGAAGGAAUCCAAGUACGUUCAAAAAGCAAUAAUGUCACACCUUCUGUAAAAGUUCCUAUAACAACUGUAGCAAUGACAAUACCUCAGAGUGACACAAUUACAAUACUAGAGAAAACAACUCAACAAUUUAGAUGUAUUACAUCAGGUGGUUUACCAGAACCGAUUGUAAAAUGGUAUAAUGAUUCUAGAACACCAGGAGAUAUAAGUGAUGAUAAGGAGAUAACAACUUUUAUAAUACCUUCAUACAGAAAUACAAGUGAUGAUCUUGUAAUAACAACAAGUACGUUGACAUUGACCGCAUCAAAAUAUGACAACCAAAUCAACAUUUAUUGUAGUGCCUAUAGUUCUUCAGAUCAAACACCAUUAAUUUCAACACGUAAACCGAAACUAAAUGUGUUAUAUGCUCCUGAUGGCCCCCCUGUAAUACAGGGGUUUUCAGCUGGAACUACAUAUCGAGUCAUAGAAAACAAACCAGGACAACUGACUUGUUUGAUAAAAGGAGGUAAUCCUUUACCAACAUUAACAUGGACUUGUUUUAAUACUGGAACGUCUGACAACACUGAUGCUGACACUGUUUUAAAGACUGCAAGAUGGACAGCUGUACGAGGUCAAAACAGAAAGUGUACAUGUCAGUCUUCACAUUCAAGUGGAAGUGCAAUGGUGGACAUUCAAGUACAAAUUAUAUAUCCUCCGACAACACCAGAGUUUUCAAUAAAAAACACAAAGGUUGUUGGUACAGUGAAAGUCAUAAAACAUAGUCAAGUAUCUAUAACAUGCAAAAGUACAGGUCAGCCAAAUCAAAUACAGUACACGUGGAAACAUAACUCUGCAAUAACAUCAGGAGCAACAUUGACAACUAACAACAUACAGAAUGGUGAUCAAUAUACAUGUGAAGUAGAAAAUUUAAUGAACCCAUCAGAUGGUAGUGCUGUAACCGGAAAAAACUCAUCAUCGUUAAGUUUUGAUGUUCUAUAUCCUCCUACGACACCAACAUUCCGAUACUGGAAUACCACAGGAACAACUAUACCAAACAACUUGCUAAAUGUUAUACAGAAUGAUCUAGUUAAAGUUGCCUGUCGAUCAAACAGUAAACCGGACCCAGACACUUACCAAUGGGAUACACGUGGAAACAAUCAAAUACUUACUGUUUCAUCAAUAACUGCUGAUAAACAAGAUCACAUGUAUAAAUGUGAGGUUAGAAAUACAAUGACAGAAACUGUUCCUACUACUUCAAAUCCUACCAGAGGAACUUCUACAUCAACAUUAACUGUUCAUGUUAUGUAUCCACCAACAAAUCCUACCUUUAAAUACAGAUAUGGACAAGGAUCACAAAAUUUAUUCAGUGAUUCACUAUCUGUACGUGAAUUUAACCCAACAGCAUUUACUGUCAUCUGUGAAUCAAACAGUAGGCCAGAACCAGUCAUCGUCUGGGAAAAUAUAACACCAUCUUCACAUAUACUGACAUUGAAAAAACUGGACAGAUCAAAAGCUGGAAACUACAACUGCAAAACUGAAAAUAUCAUGAAACGUACAUUUAUAAAUCUAGAAAACGUUGUUUAUGGGAGAAACUUUCAGCAAUUUGAGUUGAACAUUCUGUAUCCCCCGGAAGUUGGAAUUUUGAACAACAGAAGUAUUCCCGAAGGUAAACCUUUUGACCUAUAUUGCUCGGUUAAAGUUGGUUACCCAAAAGAAACUACAUUUAAAUGGCUUAAAAGUGAUGGUACAAUAUGGAGUAACCAAAUGUUAACAAUACAAAAUGUGUCGAGGACAAAUGCUGGAUUCUACACAUGUACAGCUGAUAAUUUAAUGAAACAAACAGGAGAACAAAUGGCAACAAAAGGCGAAGAUAGUAAAAGUUUCUAUUUAAAUGUUUGGUAUAGGGCAAAAGUUACAAAUUUUUAUGUGGUCGGGUUUGCUGGAAAAACAUCAGUAACAGUAAAUGAAACAACGAGCAGAGUGCCUUUUCAUUGUGAUGUUGACAGUAAUCCAGGAUCUUUCAUGACUAUAAAGAAGGAAGAACAACAACUUCACUCCGGUUCCGAUAGAAAAUGGUUGGAAUAUGUACGUCACUCAGCUUCGUGCCUUGAUGCAGGAAUCUAUUCAUGCUUGGCAAAUAAUACUCACAACACUGAGUUAUCAUCAAAGCAACUAACAUUGUUCGUUAAUUGUUCUCCUAGGAAUUCUCCACUUGUACCUUUGCUAACAAAUGUAAUAAGUCAGCAGAAUAAGUCAGCAGUGUUCUCUUUCACGGCCUUGGCACAUCCUGUACCUUCCAAAAAUGACUUUCAAUGGUUCCGAAAGGCAAAUGGACAAUGGUAUCCUUUGUGGAAUGAUGCAGCUUUUAAAAUAGAUACAUUUAAUCUCCAGUCCAAUUUAACAAUUCUUAUUGUUAACAGGACCUUGUUCGGAAUGUACAGGCUUACUGUCAAUAAUGUCAUAGGAGGCUUUAAACAGAUAUUUCGUUUAGUACAAGAAGAUAAACCAGAAGUGCCAACCUAUUUUAUUAAUAAACAAGAGCUAGUGACUGUAUCAUCAUUUACUGUACAAUGGAAACCUGGCUUUGAUAAUGGACCAGAACAAACCUUCAUUGUAAAGUACAGAAAAGAAUCACAACAAGAGUGGACAGUUUAUCAAAUCCCUGAUACAAGGGAAACAUUGAUGAAUUUUACAGCGUCAGACUUAUCAAGUGGUUCAAACUACCAAGUUGUUCUAUAUGCUUCUAACAGACUGGGGAAUUCUUCUGAAACAGACAUCUUAACAAUUUCAACCAAAGUAAUUCCUGAACAAUGUCACUGUGAAAAUGAUCGUUAUCAAACAAUCAUAGUUGGAGUUGUGUUUGGAAUUAUUUCCGUCGUCGUAUCCGUCUAUGGCAGCUAUGUGACUGUGCUAAUCAGAAGAAUAAAGCGUACCAAAGGGCAAUCAAAAUCAUCAAAGGAAAAUGAGACAAAAACACAGACAUAUGCCAAUUUGGCGUAUUCAAUAAACAACAGCGCUGGAGAGCAAAGUACAGAACGGUCUGAUACAGCCGAAUAUACAACACUAGAUAAUCGAUUUAGAGACGACAAUAAAACAUAUGAUAAUAUAAAUGACCAAAGAACAUGAUUGCUCAUAUAUAUUGACAUAUACAACUAUUAGUAUUACUCAGCAGAUUGUAAAGAAUUUUCAAAAUAAUUCAAAAUUGUUUGGGUUUGAUUGGUUGACCCGCUCAUUAUCAUAUCUUAUAUUAAGGACUUUAUCUUUUAAAACGAUUUGAUUGCCUCUGUAGGCAUAUGAAAGUAUUGUAUCAAAUUCGCGGCGGACGACAAUUUUUCUUUUUUCACUUGUUUUUUGUAAAACUUAAGUGGGGAUCUUUGUCAAACAUGAUUUUGUUUAAGUGUUUAGUAUAAGUAUUUAAGUCAAUACAGAAUAAAGAAUUUCAAAGAUAGGAACAAUAAGUCAUGGCAAUACAAUACAAAUAUUUUAUAAGACAAAUCUAUUGUACCAAUUUCUUCAUGCACUAUAUUACAAAACAAGUACAUAAAUUCCUAUUACACUUUUUUUUCUGAAUGUCUUCCGACUUUAAAACUCGGCGUAAAACUUAUGUUGGUCAUUGCGUCUUUUGUAUUCCUUUUUACAAAGUACACUUUUUUCAGAAAAUGGUCCGUAGGAAUUUGUUUGUUUGUUUGUUUUUGUGAAGAUAAAGAAAGAAAAGACCAAUGCUAUAUAAACAAUUACUGCUUAUUGUUUCAUUCAUUUAUUUGCAAAUCAGCCGUUAUAUGCCCUUGACCAUUAUUGAUUUUUAAAUGCUCGUUAUAUUUAUUUUAUUAUUUAUUAUAGUCUCAUCUAUACAGUACACAUAUAUACAUAUAAAUCAUUUAAAGCAUUGAAAUUGUAUAUAGCCAUUCUCGAAAGAAUUACAAGAGACUUGUCAUAGCUAAUACUAGUCCAUAUUAUAGAAAUGUACCUCCCUUACUUACGUAUAUUCACAUUCUCAACAUUUUCACCAUAUAAAUCAAUUGCAAUAGGAUGACAUAAUUGCACAUUGUCAUUAUGAGACAUUAAAUUACAAUAUUAUAAUAGACUUUUUACAUUCUAAAAGUUUGAUAACCUCUACUGACCUUGUCUUAAAAACUGCCAUAAGAAAUUAUACUGUAAAAUACUAAAUUUUGUAAUAAAAGCACUAUCGAGCAAUAUAAAUAAUGUUUUUACAAAAUCAUUUAUCACACAUGGUUAGACCAUGGAUGAACUGGUCGGUAGUGAUUAUCAAAACAUAGGGAUAAAACAACUUAUUUAUGUAAUGUAUACGAGUGCGAACCAUAAUUAUAUAUUAGGUAACUUUUGAAAUGAAACUUAAGCAUUGUUUGACAUUUAUUUAUGUCGUAAAUUAUAGUAAAUGUUAUAGCAAUAUAGAAAAUUGAACUCAUACUUUACUGAUUGCGUUAAGCAGAAAAUAAAAACGUUUUGUUACAAAUAUUAGUUCAUCUUAAUGCUAUGAUAUAUGAUUUUAUCCUAAAUCUAGUAUAGAGUCCUGUCCGUGUAUAAAUAUAUCACUAAAACCUUAACUAUCUAGAUCGUGUGUGACACGAUUCUGGGUCUUCGGUCAUGUGAAUAUAACGGUGUAAGUAUAUGUAUUUUGGAAAAAACAUUCAGGUAUGUCCACGGGUCGAAAUCACCGCCUCAAUGUCCGUAUGGUCAUUAUUCAAGCCUUCAAGAAAGUAAAACUUAUUUAAAUUUGUUAAAUCAUUUUGUACACAUGUAUUAUACGGAAGAAUAAUUACACGUUCAUACGUAUAAAUUAUUUUAAGUUCCAAACUAAUCAAAGUAACUUGAUCCAAACAAUACCAUCCUAGUUAAGUCUUCCUUGUUGGUCUUGUUUUCUUCUGUUUUACAAGCUCACGUUUCUUAUAAUACAUUUUGGUUUUUGAUUUGUUACAGAUAACUUGAUCAUGAAAAUGAUCAUUAGCGUAUUAGAAUUCUAUGCUUUGGUAAAAGGAAUAAUGUCAAAAUCAGUAAAAUAGUUGAAAACAGUUUGCCUUUAGAAGAUAAAAACUACUGUCUAACAAAUAUUUCGAAAUUCCUCCUCAAAAACAUUAGAACCAAAUUGUUACUUCAAAAUGUUCAUAUUUUAACACGUUUGCUCUGAAAACAAACAGUUUGGGUUUCUGCCAAAGGCAAACACCUUCUUUUAUGAUACGAAAUUCUUUCAUCCAGUACCACGUGAUUGUACAGGAUAAUAUCACGACCUGUUUUCCGUUAAGCACGGAAUCCGGGAUCGUAUCAAACUUAACUGCUUUGUUUUGAUAUUUGUAGUAACUUGUGGGACUAAAAUUAUAAUUGAUUAAAUAAUUAUAUCAUAUAUUUCAUGACAAAUUUAUAGAUUUAAAAUUUAGCUUGAAAUACGAUAGGCGCCUACUCAAUGAUGGAAAUUGAUGUCCGAUUCCGGACAUACCGGAUACUGGGAUUUUUCCAUAUCUCUGUUGUGACACGUGAAAUGUAAAAUGGAGUAUCUUCUCUUAUUUAUAUUUGCUUCUGCGCUAGUAACGUAGUAGAUUUUUCAAAGGAAAAUAUACGGAAUUCCAUAAACGACAGCCUACAGCUCACUUUCUACUGCAAACUGGAUAGCCUGCUGCUAACUGCCUACUGCUUACUGCUUAUUGACAGUCUAAGUCUAUGUAUAGAUCAUUUACGAAGUAUUCCGAAUGUACGCGCAGUCUUGCCUGCCAUUUAGGUAAAAAAUCUGCUGAGGUAAACGUUACGGAAAAAAAUGGUUAUUAAAUUAAAAAGGAUAAUUUUAUAAUUAAGCCUAAUAAUUUGUAGUUUCGAAUUCAUUGCAAAAACUUGUGUACGUCCCAUCCCUGCACACUGCUUUGAUUAUGUAAUGAAAUGGAUCCACGUGCCUCAUUGCACAGGUUCCAUCUGCCUCAUAGGACUCAUUUUAGGAAAAUCAACUUAUUAACAAAUUAUUCACAAAGAAUGUGUGUCCAACAUUCAACAUUGAAGGACUUGACCCCACUAUAUAUUGGUUUAGAGGCGGACAUCUGGACCAUUAUGUCAACACCUUUUUUGUUUAGAAUUUCAUAGUUUAUU